Ostreobium quekettii is the source of this 2061-nucleotide messenger RNA. Lineage: Eukaryota; Viridiplantae; Chlorophyta; Ulvophyceae; Bryopsidales; Ostreobiaceae. The record is from the annotation of a GenBank genome assembly.
AUGAGCCGGCUGGGCAAAUGGAGUGCGGGGCUGCUGAUUGGCUGCUAUCUGUCGGUACUGGCUGCCGGAAUCGUAGCGCACGCCCUGAAGGUGGGGAUCAACGGCAACACGCUGAGCUACUACUUCGUCUGGGAUAUGUUCUGCGGCUGGCAGGCCUAUGACCAGCGGACGCAUCUCAUCGCGGAAUCCAGCUCCGGACGUUACUAUGAAGUCCGUGAACCGUGGGGCGAAUUUCAGCCGUUCAGCAACCUCGGACGGUACCAGUACGAUGUUUUUAGCCACAUGAUGUCCAAACAGAUCAACCACAUCCUCACUCACACAUCCCACGAACCGAUUGACAGCGUCUAUGUCGUGCAGGAAGUCUGGCCGAAGCAGUACAACCUGCCGGAAUCACUCUGGGAAGAACACUUCGGUGGGGAGCGUGACAGGCUUUCCUACUUCCACCUGCGAGCUGUCUGCAGAGAUGACGGCACACUGGUGACUCUGCAUCACGACUGGACGAACCAGCAGCGACUCAAUGCCGUCGCGGACAAUCCACGUCUGCGUCAGGAAGCCCGGCAGGCACAAUCCAGCUUUGGCUCCUGGUACACUCCAAAGCUGCAUUCAUCAGGACAGGAACGUCACGAGUCGGUGAUGGUUCCGUUCGGAGCUGCUCUGACUCGCAUGUUUCUGCCUGUGAUGGCGAUGCUGCCGAUGCUCAUGCGCUUCCCGCGCGUCCGCGAACUGUACUCCACAGACGGUACUCCGGUGCAGAUGUUUGAGCUGUACGGUAAUGGACCGGUCCUCCCGAUCCUGCCGCCAGGAGCAGCCACCAUGCUGUACUCACUGAUGGUCUUCUGCCUGUUCUGCGGUGUCAUCGGCUGGAGAACCCGCACGUCGCUGGCCGUCGGCACAAUCCUGUACACCUACUUCAACCUGCUGGAUGGCGUGGGCACCAUGACGAAGUACAGCGUCAUUGCCAAUCACCUCCUGGUCCUGCUGACUGUUUCCUCCUGUGGCAAACUGUGGUCAGUGGAUGAGUGGCUGAGGAAGCGACGGACCGGUGAAGUCACAUCGCUGCCUCGCGCGUAUCCUGUGUGGCCGGUGAGGCUGAUGCAAUUGCUGUUCGCCUUCAUUUACUUCGGUGCCGCCAUCACCAAGAUUCAGACAGAAGCCUUCUUCAGUGGGGAGCAGAUGCGUUCGUGGAUGCUCAGCAACUGGAAUUACGAGAAUCCAGUGGGCGAACUGGUUGCCAUGUGGUCACCGGUCCUGCUGGUGAGUGCCUACAUUACGGUUGUUUGGGAGAUUCUGUUCGGUUUCCUUGUCUGGAAUCCUCGCCUGCGUCUGGUGAUGCUGGGCGUCGGAGCAGCAUUUCACUUUGGCACCUGGCUGCUGCUGGGUCUGUAUAUCUUUCCUGCCAUCUGCCUGUCCGGAUACCUGUGUUUUACCCAACCACAGGAUGUCCUGCGCGUGCGACGCUGGUUCCGAUCCCUGAAGUUCACGUCCCCUCUGCGAGGUCGCAUUCGCAUUCCAGUGCCCGCGCUGCUGCCCGCCGGGAUGGUCUGGGCGAUCUGCGGCGGCCUCUUUGCACUCACGGCCCUCGAAGCAGAAGUUCGCUCCGACCUCUACGGAAUGAACAGCGAUUCCGGCCCGCUGCCGCUCCAGGAAAUAGACCGCGCUCAGGCCAUGCACAUGAUCGGAUCCGAGACACCACUGCGGGAAAAGGACAAGUUCUUUUCGUUUCACCUGGGAAGUCUUGCCAUCGGAGGACAACUGGCGAAUCGCCGGGAAGACUUUGAAUACGGCGAGACGCUGCUGGCCGAGUGCAAUCUGAAUCCCCCUCAUGAAGACAUGUGGGUCGAAUGUGUGCUGGAAGACGCCGACCACCAUGCCAUCGACACCGUCGGCCAGGUGCUCACCCGAGAAAUGCUGCGAGGACAGUUCAUCUACCGACUCGGCAACCGAUUGUCUCCAGGCAGCUACUUCAUGGUACUGCGCAGUGCCGGACAGGAAAUCAGCCGCCGUUCGUUCACUCUGUCGGGUGAACCAUGCCAACUCGAACCCGGCGUGUUCGGCAACUAG